Molecule: messenger RNA, 782 nt
Organism: Meloidogyne enterolobii
Lineage: Eukaryota; Metazoa; Nematoda; Chromadorea; Rhabditida; Meloidogynidae
Source: the annotation of a GenBank genome assembly
UUUAGCGAAGAGAAAAAACAAUAUUAUUUCACUAAAAAUUUUAUUUUUCAAAUCAUUUUAUUUUUUUAAAUUUUCAUCCAUUUCCUUUAUUAACGCCCCCAUAGAUUUACUCCCUAUAUAUUUUUCUAUUUAAGAAAUAUUUCUGCGCAUUAAAAUGCCAUUGGCUAAAUGAGAAAAAUAUUAAUUUUAAUAAUUUACACAUCAUUUUGAAUAUAAGGAGCUUUUACUAAGCUGAUUUAUUGAAAAGAGGAAACGUUGUUUUAAGCUGGAGUGGUCAAUGGAGAUUGAAAAUAUUGUUGCUAACACGGCCAGGACCGGUGGGCAAAGGAAAGGAAAAAGCAAAAAAUGGCGUCAUUACCUUCAAUUUCCUUAUCCCUUUAUUGUUGAAAAACAACCAAUUGGCCGGUUACUUUUUAAAAGAUUUUGUGAACAACAAAAACAAGAAGAUUUGGCUAUUUGUUGGCGAUUUUUAGAAAGGGUAGAAGAAUAUGAAACUAGUGGUAAGGGAAAAAAAUUUUAUUUGAAUCCACUUAAUAUAAUAUAUUCGAUUGAAAAUUUAUUAAUAGCUUAGCAUCAUAAGCUUAACUUUGAGUUAGCAGUGAAGUCAAAUUUUAUUUUUGGAUGCCAGGAUUAGUUUCUUGCAAAGUAAACAUAGAAUUAUUUAUGGUUUUAGGUUCACAAAUUGUUUGGACAAUAGGUGAACAUCGAUUUAGGUGAGUCAAAAUGCCGAUCAUUUUACAACAAAUAAAGAUUGAGAUUAGUAAAACAAGGCAGUUGUAGAU